This is a messenger RNA of Funneliformis geosporum, 261 nucleotides long. Lineage: Eukaryota; Fungi; Glomeromycota; Glomeromycetes; Glomerales; Glomeraceae. The record is from the annotation of a GenBank genome assembly.
GAAGUUAAAAAAAAUGAUAUUGCCUUUAUUGAAAACAAAAUUCAGAAAUAUUAUGAUACCACACUUUCAACUAUUUGCUCUUAUCAAAGAAUUUUUAUGUCAUGUGAUUCAACUAACAGUUCUCGUCAAACCUCUACUCCAUCCACUCCAAAACAGUUUGUCAGGUUUAUUGAUAUUAUAACAAUACCACUAAAUGCCAAAUCACAAUAUAUUGCAACGCAAAAGAUCAAUUCAGCUGUAAAAAGCCUAGCUGAAUAUUAA